AUGAUUGCCAGUGACAUUGAACCUAGCCCCGAUGAUGCUGUGACACUGUCGGGCAAUGCUACAUCGCGGCCAUCUUCCCCUGCAAAUAAGCAUGCUAUAUCCGUGAGUAUGGCAGAUGUCGAUAAAGGGCCGACCUUACCCAGUAGCGGUGAGGUCGGAUCUCAAUAUCACGAUCGUCCCCUAUCAGGCGGAGAGCCCAUGGAUUCAAACAAGGUCGACUGGGAUGGACCGGACGAUCCAAUGAACCCUUACAAUUGGCCGACGACCAAGAAAGUCGGCAUCGUGGUAGGAAUAGCGCUGAUUACUUUCUUAACGCCCCUGGGAUCCUCCAUCUUUGCCCCUGGGACUGCGGAGGUCAUGACCGAGUUCAAAACGAAUAACCUGGAACUUGCUUCCUUCGUCAUGUCUGUCUAUCUGCUAGGUUAUGCAUUUGGCCCGCUAAUUAUUGCCCCUCUCUCCGAACUGUAUGGGCGCAUGUAUCUAUAUCAUGCCUGCAAUGUUCUUUUUAUUGUCUUCAACGUUGCUUGCGCUGUUGCCCCGAGAUUAGAUUCACUUAUCGUCUUUCGGUUUUUCGCCGGCGCGGCAGGUAGCUGCCCCUUAACAAUCGGUGCAGCUUCACUAGCGGAUAUGAUUAAACAAGAAAAGAGAGGAGCCGCCAUGGGUGCUUGGGCUCUUGGACCGCUAAUCGGUCCUGUUGCGGGCCCAAUUGCGGGAGGAUACUUGACUGAGUCGAUGGGGUGGCGGUGGACAUUCUGGAUUCUUGCUAUAGCUUCCGGUGCUGUCGCCGUCAACACCUUUGUCUUUAUGAGUGAAUCGUGUCACUCCAUUCUGUUGGAACAGAAAAGGAAGCGACUCGUCAAAGAAACUGGCAACCAAAAUCUCAAAUCCGUCCUUGACACAGGUAAAACGUCCAAAGAACUAUUCCUCUUCGCCAUUGUUCGGCCAACCAAAAUGCUGUUCCUGUCUCCUAUUGUGUUCCUACUAUCUCUCUACAUGGCUCUCGUCUACGGCUAUCUUUACCUACUUUUCACAACCUUCUCGAGUGUGUUUGUAGGGCAAUACAAUUUCUCUACAGGUAUCGCCGGACUUGCAUUCUUAGGGAUUGGUGUGGGGUCACUCAUAGGCCUCGCCUUCAGCUCAGCAUUGUCAGAUCGCAUCCUUCAAAACCUCGCGAAAAAGAAUAACGGCGAAAUGAAGCCCGAGUACAGAGUCCCACUUAUGAUUCCAGGAGGCCUCUGCGUCCCAAUCGGAUUAUUCUGGUACGGCUGGACGGCCGAGAAGGGCAUGCACUAUGUCGUACCGAUCUUUGGCACUAGUUUUUUGGGUAUUGGUAUGAUCAUGGUAUUUAUGACCGGAUCAACGUAUCUUGUCGACGCUUUCACCGUACAUGCUGCCAGCGCCAUGGCUGCCACCACUGUCUUCCGCUCCCUAGGAGGUGCACUGCUGCCCCUCUGUGGCUUGAAAAUGUACAGCUCCUUGGGCCUUGGUUGGGGCAACUCUCUGCUGGGAUUCAUUGCGCUGGCAAUGACGCCGAUUCCUUGGGCCUUCUACCGGUAUGGGGAAAGAGUGAGAACGAGCAAAAGAUUCCGUGUGAACUUUUAG
This is a messenger RNA of Blastomyces gilchristii SLH14081, 1602 nucleotides long. Its product is annotated as MFS multidrug transporter. The coding region runs from base 1 to 1602 and encodes 533 amino acids. Lineage: Eukaryota; Fungi; Ascomycota; Eurotiomycetes; Onygenales; Ajellomycetaceae. Gene Ontology annotation, molecular function: transmembrane transporter activity. The record is from RefSeq and is a predicted model, not a curated record. The transcript has 6 exons. Gene Ontology annotation, biological process: transmembrane transport.